Molecule: messenger RNA, 1226 nt
Organism: Panicum virgatum (switchgrass)
Lineage: Eukaryota; Viridiplantae; Streptophyta; Magnoliopsida; Poales; Poaceae
Product: uridine-cytidine kinase C-like
Exons: 11
Coding region: 1-1074 (357 amino acids)
Cellular component (GO): cytoplasm
Molecular function (GO): ATP binding; ATP hydrolysis activity; kinase activity
Source: RefSeq, a predicted model, not a curated record
AUGAGGCGUGCCCGCGUGGGCAAAGUGUGCUUUGGGCUCGAGGUCUCGAGCAGUACCGUGAGCAGCAGGCAGCAGGCAGCAGGUCAGCAGCGGCACUGCGGCAGUUCCAACAACUUACAAGUAACAAACACUUCUCCCUUCCUUCCUCCGCACUCCACCUCCGCGGCGUCGCCAUGGACGCCGACCUCGUGCAGCGCUGCCUCGAGGCCGGCGGCCGCGACCUCCUCCUCUCCUCCCUCCCCGUCCUCCGCCUCCGCCGCCGCAUCCUCAUCCAUCCUCCAGUCCCUCCCCCUCCACGUGUCAUUCGACCGCGGGUACUACCUCCUUGUGAAGGCGAUCCAGGAGUUGCGCGCGCGCAAGGAUGGGCAGGUCGUCACCGUCGGCAUCGGCGGACCCACCGGUUCCGGCAAGACCAGUUUGGCGGAGAAGGUGGCGUCGGUGCUUGGGUGCGUCGUGAUUGUCUCCAUGGAGGACUACCGCACGGGAGCUGGUGGCGACGACGGCAACAGCGACAUCGACGCCAUCGAUUUCGACGCACUCGCGCGCAACCUUCAGGAUCUUGUAAAGGGUAACGAUACGAUGGUGCCGCUCGUUGAUUUUCAAGAGAAGAAGCGUACAGGAUGGAGGCAACUGAAGAUUUCUUCAUCUGGAGUGGUGAUUGUCGAUGGUGCGUAUGCUCUGCAUUCAACACUAAGAUCAUUGCUUGAUAUCCGGGUUGCUGUGGUUGGUGGCGUUCAUUUUAGCCUGCUCUCUAAAGUUCAGCAUGAUAUUGGAGAUUCUUGCUCAUUGGACUAUCUAAUCGACAGCAUAUUUCCAUUGUUUAGGAAGCACAUUGAGCCAGACCUGCAUCAUGCACAAAUUAGGAUUGAUAACAGCUUUGUCUGUUCAUUCCGAGAACCUUACUACAAGCGAAAGUGCAAAAAUGAGGACCGGUGCCCGGCUCAGAUCUUUGCGGACUCAGUCUUUACCGGGUCGGCUGGCAGGGAAUGGAACAGAUGGGCCACUCUGAUCCUGAGCUGUUCAAGGGUAAUAAAAGCAAUUAUGUUUAUGGUACUAAAUUCACAGAUAUCCUGAGAAAUGAGGAAAAGAUCAACUUUAUCUUUAGCAAGUACCAUCUUGAAAAGGCAAAAUCACUUAAUGCGUAUGAGUUCAAUGUUCAACACAGUGAUCGCUACACUGAGAGCGAUAGUGUUACAAGUAAAAGGCGUAGCAUUGAUGGGCCCUUC